Triplophysa rosa is the source of this 13083-nucleotide messenger RNA. RefSeq names its product CUB and Sushi multiple domains 1a (gene csmd1a). The coding region runs from base 236 to 10975 and encodes 3579 amino acids. The transcript has 71 exons. The record is from RefSeq and is a predicted model, not a curated record. NCBI's taxonomy places the organism in Eukaryota, Metazoa, Chordata, Actinopteri, Cypriniformes, Nemacheilidae.
UGCCUCUUCGCUCCAUUCUGUCUCCACCGUUUGGACCGAGGGAAUCACUUUUGGUCCCAGCACCACUGUCUCUCGUCUCUGCAGUGGCCCUUCUCGGUGAUAUGAGAGCUAAUAUAGACGAAUCCGUGUGCCAUAGGCGUCAGAUCUUCUUGCCAAAACUGGAUCUCUAUGCAUUACUGUGAUCGUUGAGAAUAAAACGCAAGAAAGCGCGGCGCUGCGCGGAAUUACAGCGGACAUGAUGGGGAGAUUCAAGCACAUCUUGCUGCUUUUCGCAUCUUUACUUGCCGCAGCUCACGGUCAAACUUGUGGCGGCCUGGUACAGGGCCUCAAUGGAACUAUAGAGAGUCCUGGCUUUCCCCACGGCUACCCAAACUACGCCAACUGUACCUGGAUCAUAGUGACAGGAGAGCGGAACAGAAUACAGUUGUCGUUUCACACCUUCGCUCUGGAGGAGGACUUUGACAUUGUCUCCAUCUAUGAUGGACAACCGCAGCCGGGCAACCUGAAGAUGAGGUUGUCUGGCUUCAUGUUGCCAUCACCCAUCGUAAGUUCUGGGUCAAUAUUGGCACUGUGGUUUACUACAGACUUCGCCGUUAGUGCCCAAGGAUUUAAAGCAAUCUAUGAAGUGCUACCCAGUCACACCUGUGGAAAUCCAGGGCAGAUACCGAGAGGAAUCAUCCACGGGUCCAGGUACAAUGUUGGUGACAAGAUCCGCUACAGCUGCGUGAUGGGAUACGUUUUGGAGGGGCACGCCGUUCUCACGUGUAUAGUGAGCCCGGGAAGUGGUGCAUCGUGGGAUUUCCCAGCACCAUUUUGUAGAGCUGAAGGAGCAUGUGGUGGGACAUUAAGAGGAACAACGGGGACGAUAUCAAGUCCUCACUUUCCUUCGGAGUAUGAUAACAAUGCCGACUGCACGUGGAGUAUUCUUGCUGAGCCAGGAGACACCAUCGCUCUGGUCUUCACGGACUUCCAGCUGGAGGACAGAUAUGACUUUCUAGAGAUCAGUGGCACAGAAGCCCCUUCAAUAUGGCUAACAGGAAUGAAUCUGCCGUCUCCCGUCAUCAGCAGCAAGAACUGGCUGCGGCUUCACUUCACAUCAGACAGCAACCAUCGGAGGAAAGGAUUUAGUGCCCAGUAUCAAGUGAAGAAAGCCAUCGAGCUGAAAUCCAGAGGGGUGAAAAUGUUGCCGAAUAAGGAUACGAGUCACAAAAACACAGUCCUAAGCCAAGGGGGAAUGGCGGCGGAUAUCUGCCCCGAUCCAGGGAUUCCUGAAAAUGGGAAAAGAAUUGGCUCCAGCUUCCAGGUCGGAGCCAGCAUCCAGUUUUCCUGCGACGACAGCUACGUGCUGCAGGGAUCAAAGAGCAUCACUUGCCAGAGAGUGACAGAGACUCUAGCGGCCUGGAGUGACCACAGGCCUAUCUGUCGGACAAGAACAUGUGGCUCUAAUUUGCGAGGCCCUAAAGGCGUGAUAACAUCUCCAAACUACCCUGUCCAGUACGAGAAUAAUGCACACUGCGUGUGGGUCAUAACAGCGAUGGAUCCUGAGAAGGUCAUCAAGCUGGCUUUUGAAGAGUUUGAUCUCGAGCGGGCGUAUGACACAUUAACUGUCGGCGACGGUGGCAAGAUAGGGGAUGCUCGAAGAGUCCUUUAUGUUCUUACUGGCUCCAGCGUGCCAGAUUUGAUUGUCAGUAUGAGCAACCAGAUGUGGCUUCAUCUGCAGUCCGACGACACCAUCGGAUCGCAGGGUUUUAAAGCCAUAUAUGAAGAGAUCGACAAAGGUGGAUGUGGAGAUCCAGGCAUCCCUGCAUACGGAAAGCGAACCGGAGAGCGUUUUUUACACGGCGAUGUGCUGACCUUUGAGUGUCAGGCUGCUUUUGAAUUGGUGGGGGAGAGGACGAUAUCGUGCCAGCAAAAUAACCAGUGGUCCGGAAACAAACCCAGCUGCAUCUUCUCCUGCUUCUUCAAUUUCACCACCCCGUCAGGCACCAUCCUCUCGCCCAACUACCCGGAGGAAUACGGAAACAACAUGAACUGCGUGUGGCUCAUUAUAGCCGAGCCGGGCAGUCGGAUCCAUCUCAUUUUCAGCGACUUUGAGCUGGAGCCUCAGUUCGACUAUCUCAUUGUCAAAGACGAUGGGAUGCCGGAACCCACCACGUUUGGGACGUUCUCCGGCAAGGAUGUGCCGUCGCAGAUCGCUAGUAAUGGACAUAUUAUGCGCCUGGAGUUCCAAUCUGACCACUCCAACACUGGGAAAGGAUUUAAUAUCACCUACACAACGUUUGGUCAGAACGAGUGUCACGACCCCGGCAUUCCCAUCAAUGGCCAGCGCUUCGGGGAGCACUUCUUAUUGGGCAGCUCGGUGCUGUUCACGUGUGAUGAGGGCUUCAUCAAAACGCACGGGUCAGAAUCCAUCACCUGCGUCAUCCAGGACGGGAACGUGGUGUGGAACGCGGCCGUCCCUCGUUGUGAAGCUCCAUGUGGCGGACGUCUUACGGCCCCGGUGGGGGUUUUACUAUCCCCUGGCUGGCCUGGAUACUACAAAGACUCCCUCAACUGCGAAUGGGUGAUUGAGGCAAGAAAGGAUCACGCCAUCAAGAUCUCAUUUGACAGGUUUCAGACGGAGGUUAAUUACGACACGCUGGAGAUUCGGGACGGGCCCUCCAGCUCGUCUCCUCUCAUCGGCGAGUACCACGGCACCCAGGCGCCACACUUUCUCAUCAGCACUGGCAAUUACAUGUACCUGCUCUUCAGCACCGACAACAGCCGCUCUAGCGAAGGCUUUCAGAUCCGCUACGAAAGCGUUAUGAUGGAAACAGAUUCCUGUUUAGAUCCGGGGAUCCCGGUGAAUGGGAAGAGGCACGGGAAUAAUUUCGCCAUCGGCUCUAGGGUGAUGUUCAGCUGCGAUCAGGGUUACACUCUGAGCGAUGAGGAGCCCAUUGUGUGUGAGAGGAGCCAUCAGUGGAACCACGCGCUGCCCAGCUGUGAUGCUUUGUGCGGGGGCUAUAUCUACGGAAAAACCGGCACGGUUCUCUCCCCUGGUUUCCCGGAUUUCUACCCAAACUCCUUAAACUGCACGUGGACGAUAGAAGUGUCUCAUGGCAAAGGGGUGCAGCUCCUCUUCCACACGUUCCACCUGGAGGACUCCCACGAUUACUUGCUCAUUACCGAGGACGGCAGCUUCACCGAGCCGGUGGCCAGGCUCACGGGCUCCGUACUGCCUCCCGCCAUCAAAGCCGGCCUGUUCGGCAACUUCAUCGUCCAGCUCCGCUUCGUCUCCGACUUCUCCAUGUCGUACGAGGGCUUCAAUAUCACCUUCUCUGAGUACAGCCUGGAGCCGUGCGAGGACCCGGGAGUGCCGGCGUACAGCAGGAGAGUGGGCUUUCAGUUCGGAGUGGGCGACUCGCUGGUCUUUUCCUGUUUCUCUGGCUACCGUCUGGAGGGUGAGAGUAAGAUCAUCUGCUUGGGCGGAGGGCGGAGGGUGUGGAGCGCGGCCCUGCCCAGGUGCGUAGCCGAGUGUGGAGCCACCUCAGUGGGCCGUCAGGGUGUCCUACUGUCACCAAAUUACCCCGCCAAUUACGACAAUAACCACGAGUGCAUCUACCACGUUGAGACCGAAAGAGGCAAGGGGAUCCAGAUCACAGCGACCACCUUCCAGCUCCACGAGGGAGAUUUUCUCAAGGUUUAUGACGGUCAGGAUAGUUCAUCAAGACUGCUGGGCAAUUUCACAAAAAACGAAAUGUCUGACAUCAUCCUCAACAGUACGUCCAACCAUCUCAGGAUGGAGUUCAACAGCAACGGCACCGGUGCAAGCAAAGGAUUCAAGCUGUCAUACAGCAGUUUUGACCUUGUCAGAUGUGAGGAGCCGGGCACUCCUAAUUAUGGCUACAAAAUCCAAGACGACGGCCAUUUUGCAGACACCUUUGUGUUGUACAGUUGCAAUCCCGGAUACACGCUGCACGGGAGCAGCACGUUGAUGUGUCUCAGCGGAGACCGCAGGGUAUGGGAUAGAACGCUUCCAACUUGUGUUGCCGAGUGUGGAGGACACAUUAGCGGUGCCACAUCUGGACGGAUCCUAUCUCCUGGUUACCCGGCCCCCUACGACAACAAUCUUCACUGCACGUGGUCCAUCGAGGCAGACAUGGGCAAAACCAUCAGCCUCCACUUCAUAGUGUUUGACACAGAAGUGGAUCAUGACAUCCUGAAGGUCUGGGAUGGACCAACAGAGAGCGGCAUUCUGCUGAAAGAGUGGAGCGGUUCUCUGUUACCCGAGGACACUCACAGUACAUUCAACAUCCUCACACUGCAGUUUGACAGCGAUUACUUUAUCAGCAAGUCUGGUUUCUCCAUCCAGUUCUCUACUACAGUGGCCACAACCUGCAACGACCCGGGGACCCCUCAGAACGGUACACGCUACGGCGACAGCAGGGAGCCGGGCGACACCAUUUCCUUUCAGUGUGACCCCGGGUACCAGAUCCAGGGCGUGUCUGAAAUCACAUGCGUUCAGCUCGACAACCGCUUUUACUGGCAGCCAGACCCCCCCACCUGCAUUGCUACCUGCGGAGGCAAUGUGACAGGGCCUGCUGGGGUAAUUCUAUCACCCAACUAUCCUCAACCCUACCCACCAGGAAAAGAGUGUGACUGGCGGAUAAAAGUCAACCCUGACUUUGUCAUAGCUUUAAUCUUCAAAAGUUUUAAUAUGGAGCCCAGUUAUGACUUCCUGCACAUCUAUGAGGGCGAGGACUCCAACGGGCCUCUGAUCAUCAGUCUGCAGGGGAACCAGGUCCCCGAUCGCAUUGAGAGCAGCGGAAACAGCCUGUUCCUGGCCUUCCGCAGCGACGCCUCACUGGGGAUGUCUGGUUUCGCCAUCGACUAUAAAGAAAAGCCACGAGAAGCCUGCUUUGACCCUGGAAACAUCAUGAACGGGACUAGGCUGGGAAUGGACUACAAGCUGGGAUCGACCGUGACCUAUCAGUGUGAGUCGGGUUACACCAUUGCUGGGCCUCCCACUCUCACCUGCAUCAUUGGGAGUGAUGGGAAACCGGUAUGGGACAAACCUCUGCCUACAUGUAAAGCACCAUGUGGUGGGCAGUACAGUGGAUCAGAGGGGGUGGUUUUAUCCCCAAAUUACCCCCUCAACUACACUACAGGCCAGAUGUGCUCCUACUACAUUACAGUGUCUGCAGAGUUUGUGGUGUUUGGGCAAUUUGCCUAUUUCCAGACAGCCAUGAACGACUCCGUUGAGCUGUUUGAUGGGCCCAAUCACAAUUCCAGGCUGCUAAGCUCACUGGCUGGCUCUCAUUCCGGGGAAACGUUGCCCUUGGCCACCUCUAACCAAAUCAUGCUGAGGUUCAGCGCAAAAAACGGCCCGUCCGCCAAAGGUUUCCAUUUUGUUUACCAAGCCGUCCCACGUACCAGCGAUACCCAAUGCAGCUCCAUUCCAGAUCCCAGAUACGGCAGGCGGAUCGGCUCGGAGUUCUCCGCUGGCUCCAUUGUUCGUUUCGAGUGCAACCCGGGGUACCUUCUCCAGGGAUCCAAAGCCAUCAAGUGCCACGCCGUCCCUAAUGCACUUGCACAAUGGAAUGACACUAUCCCGAAUUGUAUAGUUCCAUGCAGCGGGAAUCUGACAGAAAGGAGAGGCACCAUCCUCUCCCCCGGCUUCCCGGAGCCUUAUGGGAACAGCCUGAACUGUGUGUGGAAGAUCGCUGUUACUGAAGGUGCCGGCAUCCAGAUUCAAGUCAUGAGCUUUGCCACCGAACAUAACUGGGACUCAUUAGAAAUCUACGACGGUGGGGAUAUGACCGCUCCAAAGCUUGGGAGCUUUUCCGGUACAACGGCUCCAGCCUUGUUGAACAGCACCUCCAACCAGCUUUACCUGCACUUCCAUACAGAUAUCAGUGUCGUCGCCGCUGGAUUUCACCUCGAGUACAAAACUGUGGGUCUGACCACCUGCCCAGAACCCGUAGUCCCUGCCAACGGCAUCAAGCAUGGUGACAGGUAUAUGGUGAAUGAAGUUGUAUCGUUCAGCUGUGAGCCGGGAUAUGUGCUUCAGGGGCAUUCUCACAUAACAUGUAUGCCCGGAACCGUGCGACGAUGGAACUACCCCCCUCCGCUUUGUAUCGCAAAGUGCGGAGGAACCCUGCACGAGAUGACUAAUGUGAUCCUAAGCCCGGGUUUCCCCGGGAACUACCCCGGAAACUUGGACUGCACCUGGAGGAUAGUGCUACCCAUCGGAUACGGGGCGCACAUCCAGUUCCUCAACUUCACCUCUGAGGACAACCACGAUUUUUUGGAGGUUCGCAAUGGGCCGCACCACAGCAGCUCUCUGAUUGGUCAGUUCAGCGGCAGCCAGCUCCCGCCCCCUCUGCUGAGCAGCACGCACGAAACCGUCAUCCACUUCUACAGCGACCACUCCGAAAACAGACAGGGCUUCAAACUUACUUACCAAGCGUAUGAAUUACACAAUUGUCAAGACCCAUAUCCGUUUCACAAUGGCUACAUCACAAACAGCGAUUUCAACGCGGGCCAGUCCAUAACGUUCGAGUGCUUCCCCGGAUACGUUUUGGUCGGCCAUCCUGUGCUAACGUGCCAGCAUGGAGUCAACCGGAAGUGGAACCACCCGUUCCCUCGCUGCGAAGCUCCCUGUGGCUACAAUGUGACGGCUCCAAACGGCACCAUCUUCUCCCCCGACUACCCAAACGAGUACCCGGACUCUCAGGACUGCACUUGGCUCAUCACCGUGCCCCACGGUCAUGGUGUUUACAUCAACUUCACCCUGCUCCAGACAGAGCCUGUUACCGACUACAUUGCCGUCUGGGACGGCCCAGAGCAGAGUUACCUGCAGCUGGGGAUUUUCAGCGGCAACACGGCCCUGGAGUCAGCCUACAGCACUUUCAACCAGGUUCUUAUCAGGUUCCACAGCGACUUCUCCACCAGUGGAUUCUUUGUCCUCAAUUUCCACGCUUAUCGGCUGAAGAAAUGCUCGCAUCCCCCUUCUGUCGAACAAGCGGAGAUAUUAUUUGAAGACCAGGACUAUGAAAUCGGCGACAUCGUGAGGUACAGAUGCUUUCCUGGAUUCACACUGGCUGGUAGCGAUGAGGUCACCUGUAAGCUGAACUCUCAUCUGCAGUUUGAGGGUCCGUCCCCAACUUGUGACGCUCAGUGUCCUGCCAAUGAAGAGCGAUCUGCUUCCUCUGGGGUGAUCCUGAGUCCCGGCUUUCCAAAAAACUACCCCAAUUCUCAGACCUGCUCUUGGAUCAUCCGAGUUCUGCCCACCUUCACCAUCGCCAUCUAUGUGGAAAUGUUCCAGAGUGAGAAACAGUUUGACGAACUGGAAAUAUUUGAUGGACCAUCUGGACAGAGCCCGCUGUUGGUGGCUUUGAGUGGGAACCAUUCCACGCAAUUGAAUUUCACUAGCAAAACCAAUCAGCUUUACCUCAGAUGGUCAACCGAUCAUGCGACCAGCAAGAAAGGCUUUAAAAUACGCUACACGGCUGCGUACUGCAGUGUGAACGAUCUGCCCAAGAACGGAGGGGUCAACAACAGGGCGAGGGACCGGCCGGGCAGCAGGAUCCAGUAUUACUGCAACUCUGGCUACAGGCUCGUGGGUCACAGAAACGCCACGUGCAGACUGCAUCCCAACGGCCUUUACCAAUGGGACAAUCCUGCUCCACUUUGUCAAGCUGUGUCUUGCGGAGUGCCAGAGUCUCCCGCCAACGGCUCGUUCCACGGCUUCCAAUACACGGUGGGCAGCACGGUGCAGUAUGUGUGCGAGGAUGGCUACAGACCGGACGCGGGCAGCCUCCUCACCGCCGUCUGCCUGGAGGACGGCACCUGGAGCAACGCGGCUCAUCCUCCCUGCUGUUUACCGGUCCAGUGCCCGGACAUUGAGAGCAUGCUUUCUGAACACAUGGUGUGGCGUCUCAUCUCAGGCCAGCUGAAUGAGUUCGGUGCACGAAUAAUGCUGAGCUGCUCCCCUGGCUACUAUCUAGGGGGCAGGAGAACCAUCAAGUGCUUAGCUAAUGCAACCUGGGAAGGGCUGGAGGAGAAGUCCACAUGCAAGAUCAUUUCCUGUGGGGAGCUUCCGUCCCCUCCUAAUGGCAAAAAGAUGGGCACCCUGACUACCUACGGCGCCACAGCUAUCUUCCUCUGUAACACGGGCUACACAUUAGUGGGCUCGCACGUCAGGGAGUGUCAGGCCAACGGUCUGUGGAGUGGAGUCGAGACCAGAUGUCUGGCUGGUCAUUGUGAUUCUCCUGAUCCCAUUGUUAACGGCCACAUCAGCGGUGAUGGGUCCAGUUACAGAGACACGGUUGUUUAUCAAUGCAACCUGGGUUUUCGACUCAUAGGGACGUCGGUUCGAAUCUGCCAACAGGACCACAGGUGGUCAGGGCAAGCCCCAGUGUGUGUUCCUAUAACCUGUGGCCACCCUGGAAACCCUGCAAAUGGCCGAACUAAUGGGAGUGAGUUUAAUCUGAAUGACGUGGUCAACUUCACCUGCAACACGGGCUAUUUGUUGCAUGGUGCCUCCCGAGCUCAGUGUCGCAUGAACGGACAGUGGAGCAACCCCCUGCCCGUGUGCAAAGUGGUAAACUGUUCUGAUCCGGGCUUUGUGGAGAACGCCAUUCGUCACUCUCAACAGCGCUACCCAGAGAGCUUCAACUGCAGAAACACCGUGAUGUAUCACUGCAAGAGGGGCUUCUACCUACUCGGCUCAUCCGUCCUCACCUGCCGGUCAAAUGGUUUCUGGGACAGAUCGCUUCCUAAGUGCCUUUCCAUAUCCUGCGGUGACCCCGGCACGCCGCCGUUCGCUCUCAUGUCAGGCCAGAAGUUCACCUACAGAGCCGUGGUCCAUUACUCGUGCGGUCCGGGCCGAUCUCUGGUGGGGAACGCCACGCGCCAGUGUCUGGAGGAUGGCCGAUGGAGCGGCACACCGCCCUACUGCUCAGGUGAUAAUCCAGGAUUCUGCGGAGAUCCAGGAAUUCCUCCUCGCGGUUCUCGUCUCGGGGAGGAGUUUAGACAUAAAAGCCUUUUAAGGUUUACAUGCGAGGCUGGAUACACGCUGAUCGGCUCAUCCGAGCGCGUCUGCCUGCAGAACGGCUCCUGGAGCGGAACUCAACCCGUCUGCGAAGCUGUGUCCUGUGGAAACCCGGGAACGCCAGCCUACGCCAAGAUCGUCUUCAGCGACGGCAUUCUGUUUUCCAGCUCCGUGACGUACGCCUGCUGGGAGGGCUACAAGACCUCCGGCCUCACUACACGUCACUGCACCACCAACGGCACGUGGACCGGCUCGGCACCCGACUGCAUCGUUAUCAGCUGUGGAGAUUCCGGUCCAAUCGCCAACGGAAUCUACAUGGGAACCGAUUUCACAUAUAACAAAACCGUCCACUAUCGCUGUAACCCCGGGUACGUCAUGGAGCCUCUCGGUUCAUCUGCUCUCCGCUGCGGCAAAGAUGGAACCUGGAACCAGACUAAGCCAAGCUGCAGAGUAAUCAUGUGUGGCCAGCCACCAUCUAUCCGCUACGGGCGAGUGGAGGGUUCUGAUCUUCAGUGGGGGUCCAGCGUGACCUACAGCUGUUUUGAAGGCUACCAGCUAUCUUCACCCGGAAUCGCCACAUGUGAGGGGAACGGCACGUGGCGCGGCGACGUCCCUCAGUGUCUGCCCGUGCUGUGUGGUGAUCCAGGCACCCCCGCUGAGGGUUACAUAGAGGGCCAACAGUUCACCUACAAAUCGGAGGUGUCGUUCUACUGCAGACCCCAGUUUCUGCUGGUGGGCUCCUCCAGAAGAGUGUGUCAAGAGGACGGCUUGUGGAGUGGAAUCCAACCUUCCUGCAUCGAUCCAGCCAACAACGCAUGUAAAGAUCCCGGAACCCCAGCGUAUGGAAUUCCGGUUCAGGCUCAGGGAUUUGAGGUCGGAAGUCAAAUUUUCUUCAGAUGUCGGAAAAAUUAUCACAUACUCGGCUCAACAACGCAAACAUGUUUAGAAAAUUUAACAUGGAGUGGGAUGCAGCCAGAGUGUGUUGCUCAUGCCUGUAGGCAGCCUGAGACGCCGUCUCAUGUAGAUGUGAAGGCUAUAGAUCUGCCCACUAUAGGCUACACCCUCAUGUAUACUUGUCAGGAGGGCUUCUACUUGUCUGGAGGGUCCGAACACAGAACCUGCAAAGCAGACGGGAAGUGGUCCGGCAAACCACCAGUCUGCAAAGUUGGACCAAAAAUAAACAGCAAGUCAAACGAGGACUCCGACCUGCAGAAAAACAAGAUUCGCGUCCCAGCAGAUGUGUUCUCAUUGAACUCUGGUUGGGCUGGAUUUUAUGAGUAUCUGGGCAAGAGACAAGCUGCCACAAUAACAGUCAAUGCAUUCAACGGCACCACCAGCAGAGUGAACGUCACUCUUCUAGAACAGAGCGGCGUACAGAUCAAACUCUCCGGCACUUACAAGAAAGAAGAAAACCAUCUGUUAUUGAAAGUUUACCUGAUGAAAGGGCCAACAGAACAAUAUUUUAGUAAAUUCAAAAACGAUAACUGGGCAAUGGAUGGAUAUGUGACUGCGGAGUCAGAGAAGAAAAUGUUUGUAUACCAAGGCCACAUUCACAGCAAGGAUUUUGGGAAGUUUCAAUUAACAAGACAAGGUCUUAUUACGACAGAUAUGGAUUCAUCUAACCCUUACUACGGCACAAACAGCAGCUCGGUGGCGGCUGCCAUUCUAGUGCCCUUCUUUGCACUCAUAUUGUCAGGCUUUGCCUUCUACCUCUACAAACACAGGGCACUAUCACAAGGCACAGAUGACAAUGAGAGAUCCAAAGACCUGGCCAGCUCCAGAACAAGACCAAAAGUUCAGUACAAUGGAUACGCCGGUCACGAGAACACAAACGGUCAAGCUUCAUUUGAAAAUCCCAUGUACGAUACAAACAUGAAGCCGACCGAGGCGAAGGCUGUGAGGUUUGACACCACGCUCAAUACAGUCUGCACAGUAGUAUAGCCUUCAUUGUUAGCUGUGGGCCGGCACCCUGCUGUGCCUCAUGGGUAAACAGCAGACGGAUGUGUAUUUGUGUGCGUAAGACACCAACACUCCUUUACCACUGACUGCACUUUGCUACAGAUGCCGACUUUUAUCACAAGCUUACAACGGACGUAUAAACUCAAUUGAAAACGAUGACUAUUUUUUACAGAAAAAAAUGAAAAAAAUUGGGAAAAAAAACACAUCAAAGAAAGAAGACUUGACGUUUUCGGCCAGAGCUGAGGCCAACGUUCUUUCUGGGAUCCGUACCGUACGUGGCACUUAAAGGAUGAAGGCUUUCGGCUUUUAUCUCCAGUUUUUUUUUUGUAUGUAUUUCCCCCAUCAAAGAAACUUCCUGGGCAAGAUGAAGUGUCUUUGAACGCCACAAAGUUGUUGACACAAUGUAUUUUCUUCAGUGAAGACAAACCACAAAUCGAGAAAGCAACUGGACUAUUGUGGCUCAGCACACUUAAAGACCUCUCCACCGAGGUGGGGACAAAACGCUACAAGAAGCUAUAAAUGAGACUGCACCUCCGUGUUGCGGAUGGAAACGUCAACCGCCGUGUUGAAAAAAUACGAAAACUUUAUCGCACAAAUUUUGCACUAGUAUGAAAUGGAUAUGAAAUCAGCGUAUCGGAGGAAACGAACAAAUCGAAAAAAUAUAUACAGGGUUUUACUAACCAUAUGUAUAUAAACAUAAACCCAUAUCCAUAGAGAGCAUGAUGUCGUGCUACGGCUAUCAAGAGAAAGACUGAAUUUAUUUUUUGAAAUGAAGUUCUGUUUAUGUUUACAACGUGGUAAAGACACAAUUGAACAUUUCGUUUUGUUACAAUCAGGAUUUUUUUUAAAUGUCACAUCGCACGCGUAUGUUUGCGUUAUUUCUGGCAUGUCUGGUCUAGCAAACGUAACUGCUCGAACAAAUGUCAACUUUAAGUUGGAAAACAUAAUGGCGUUCGCUCAACGUUUUGCUUUCAUUACUUCUAAAAUAUACCUCGUGCAGAAGGACAUGACGUCGAUGGCGCAAAUUUUGAUUUCAUUUCUCAGCCGCGUGUGGAUGCCUAUACAAGAUUGAUCUGAGCCCACAAGUUGAUCCGCAUCUCCCGCGUGUACGAGUCUGAACCAGACCGUCUCUACGUCCAUGCCCACCAUUUCCAUCCGGGAUCAAACUUAAUCUCGAAGAAACACUGCCUUAUUAGAUUCACAAGCAUGACUCGCCCAUACGGUUCCCAGUGACCCAUAUCAUGAGUACAUUAACCUAGUUUUAGAGCGUAGGGCUGCGGAGGUGCAUAUUCACUGUGAUUUAAAUGUCAUGAGCGUGCAUGUGCUGAAACGGUAUGUGCUCCCAUUUUCCCAUAACGUCAACUGCUGUUGCCUGUUUCUCCGAAGCUGUUACCAUAUGCACUUGCGCUCUACAGUACACAUGGAUGGCUUAUAGCAUAAAACGUGCACAAUGACAUCAUUGUAGAUUCGCUAUGGGAUAUCAUUUUCACGUCGAUUGUAUUUUCAAUCACAAGAACGAGUGCGUUUGGUCGCGUCACGCUCUCAGAUCGAAUAGUUUUGUGUGCGUGUCGGAUUAUAGCAGAUAAUCCACAUCUUGCCUUUUCUCAGGCUUGCUGCAAUAACGUUUCUUUGUUUGGUUCGGUUUCGUACAGUUUCGUUUUCUCACAACUGUAAAGUAGUUUCGGGACUGUCGAGCUGUACAACCGCAUUCGACCCGUCCAUUGCGCUAUUCGCCAAUGUCAUCCGAUCAUGUGCUGCUGACUUGAAGUAGGUGCAAAAGAUGUUUUUGUACAGAAAUAUAUUUUUUAUGCAGAAUUUGUAAAAUUAUUAAAUAUGCUGUACUUUUAUGAGGUAAAAUUGUAGGUAAAAUUGUUCAAAUAAAUGUUUUUACUGUACAAAAAUGUAAAUUAAUUGUUUAUCUACCCAUAAGUAUAUAUAUCUAUGGUUUCAAAUUUUCCAACAAAUGUCAAUAUGUACGAGCUUUUAUGAAAUAUUCGGCUCGUACGUGUUCUUUGACGUGAGAAAAAUGAUGACCCUAGACAACUGUACUGCAGAUUGUUAAAUGACAAAUAUUUUGAAAAGUAUUAUUU